ACAUGCAAUUUACGUUUACAUUAAUUAACCUGCAGUAUUGAAUGAUAUGGAACAGUUUGUACGUUUGAUACAGAAUCGUUAUAUUGUAAGGUUUUACGGUAAACCCUCAAUGUAUAAUUGAUUAAUCUAAUUUUAAUCAACAUCCGCCUCUCCCUAAAAGUGUCCACCCCCCUCUCAACGCUGUGCACAUGUACGCUCUCCGUCGUAUAAUACCGCGAGGGAUUUGUUUUAAACCUUUGGUUGGGCAAGUGUGUGGAGUCAUGUCUGAAGUCAAAAAAGCUAAGCUGAAUGAUGACAACACAAAGGGACAUGAUAGGAUAGUUUGGGUGGAUUGUGAGAUGACAGGACUAGACGUUGAUAAUGACCACAUCAUUGAGAUUGCUUGUCUAGUUACAGAUGGAAAACUUAACGUUGUGGCAAAGGGUCCAAAUCUUAUUAUUCAUCAGCCUGAUCACAUAAUGGACAACAUGAAUGACUGGUGCAAAGAACACCAUGGAAAGUCAGGUCUAACCCAGGCAGUAAAAGAUAGCCAAAUAUCUCUGCAGCAGGCAGAGAAAGAGGUUCUGGCUUUUGUUCAGGACCACACCCCUGCUGGAAGCUGUCCACUGGCCGGGAACUCCAUACAUGCUGACAAAAAGUUCCUGGAUAAGUACAUGCCUGAUUUCAUGGGGCACUUGCAUUACAGAAUUAUAGAUGUCAGCACCAUCAAGGAGCUCUGCAGGAGGUGGUACCCAACUGACUUAAAGAAAGCCCCUCCUAAAGCAAGGACUCAUAGAGCCAUGGAUGAUAUAAGAGAGAGCAUAAAGGAAUUACAGUAUUAUCAGACUGCACUCUUCAAACCUCCAGAAAGCUGAAUGAUUUACUGUAACGAAUGUGAAGAGCAAUGAAUGUGUUAGGUGUGACUGAAAGAACACAUUUCUGGCAGCGCGCACGCACUG
Molecule: messenger RNA, 938 nt
Organism: Lingula anatina
Lineage: Eukaryota; Metazoa; Brachiopoda; Lingulata; Lingulida; Lingulidae
Product: oligoribonuclease, mitochondrial
Cellular component (GO): mitochondrion
Molecular function (GO): 3'-5'-RNA exonuclease activity; nucleic acid binding
Source: RefSeq, a predicted model, not a curated record